AUGUCUAGAUUGACAAUUUUAAUUAGCUAUGGAGGGAGCUGGGUUCACUCAACGUACACAAAUGGCAAAACUAAAGCAGUACUUGUUCCAGAGAAAAUUACAUUAGAGAACCUUCGGAAUAAAGUGUAUGACAUUACAAAUCUGGACCCAAAUAAGUAUGAAAUAACUAUGAAAGUUAUAUAUGAUUCAACGAAAAAUGCUUGGCCUGUAGAUAUAGUUGAUGAUGAUGACGUGAAAAUUUUUAUUACUGAAAGUAUUUUAAGCUCCUAUAAGAUUCCAUUGUGCAUUACGUUGAAGCAAAGACAAAGCAAUCAACAAGCUACAAUUGACUUCAGACAAUUACCAAUGUCAGUGGACCUCAACUUGGGUACUCGAGCUGACUUAGAAGAUAACAAUCAAUAUUGUGAUUCAGAAAAUUACUUGGGAGAAGAAGAGCUUUAG
This is a messenger RNA of Prunus armeniaca (apricot), 441 nucleotides long. Lineage: Eukaryota; Viridiplantae; Streptophyta; Magnoliopsida; Rosales; Rosaceae. The record is from the annotation of a GenBank genome assembly.